This is a messenger RNA of Quercus lobata, 1041 nucleotides long. RefSeq names its product putative disease resistance protein RGA3. NCBI's taxonomy places the organism in Eukaryota, Viridiplantae, Streptophyta, Magnoliopsida, Fagales, Fagaceae. The transcript has a single exon. The coding region runs from base 1 to 1041 and encodes 346 amino acids. Gene Ontology annotation, molecular function: ADP binding. The record is from RefSeq and is a predicted model, not a curated record.
AUGGAUUGGGCGGAUUGGGUUCAACAAGUUUCAGAAAUUAAGACACAGCUUUUUUCAAUGAUUACUUCAGAGUUCAAGUUGAUUGCAAAUGUUAAGGAAGAGGUCCCAAAGCUUGAAAGCAAAUUCCGUACCAAUCAGGCAGUGCUCAACGAUGCAGAGAGAAGGCGAGUGAAGGAGGAAGCUGUGAAGCUUUGGUUAGAUAAGCUCAAAGAGGUAUCCGACCAGAUGAAGAACGUGUUGGAUGAGUGGAAGACGGCCACCAAGAUCGUAGAAGAUAAUGAGAAAAAAGAAGCUGCAACAGGUACUGCUAAGAGGAGGAAGGUAUGGCCCCUUUUCAACUUUGAUUUUUCAGUUACUAGUCUUCUUCAGCAUCGUGAUAUUGCUCAUAAGAUAAAAGAACUGAACGAAAAAUUAGAUGAGAUUAACAAAGAGAGGGAGAUGUACGGGUUUGAAUUGACAAGGAGCAUUGAAGAAGUUGAACGACCAAAAUCUACUUCCUUUGUUGAUGUGUCUGAAAUUCCGGGUCGUGGUGAGGUUAAGGAUGAAUUAGUGAGCAUCCUAUUGGGCAGGGGUAGUGAAGAAGAAAGAAACCCCCACAUCAUCUCUUUAGUGGGCCCGGGUGGUAUUGGAAAAACGGCUCUUGCCCAAGUAGCCUACAAUGAUCGCGAGGUGCAAGCUCAUUUUCAAAUAAAAAUAUGGGUUUGUGUUUCUGAUCCUUUUGAUCAAUGCAAGCUUGCCAAAGCAAUCCUUGAAUCUAUUGAUCGGCAAACACCUAACAUGACUACAUUGCAAGGUCUAUUGGAUGGAAUUUGUGACAAAAUUAAGGGAAAAAAGUUUUUUCUUGUUUUAGAUGAUGUGUGGACAGAAGACUUCACAAUGUGGGAGCCGUUCAGAAUUGCACUCAAAUAUGGUGUGCAAGGCAGUAGAAUUCUAAUCACCACACGCAAACGUAAAGUUGCAGAGAUGAUGAGAAGUGCACGCAGGAUUGAUUUGGGUGUAUUGCCUGAUGAUCAAGUUGAAGAACCUUCACAUGUGUCUUGA